AAAUUCAGGGAAGUGUAUAGUCUUAUGAACACAACAUUGAGGGGCAUGCACAAUAGGUGGUGACAGUCUUUCUCUGACUACUUAUAAACAAAAUGAAGGCACUGACUUUUCUUCUGCUGUCACUUUUUUUACACACAUGUGAGACCAUCACAAGAAUAUUCUACAUUGCAGCUGUGGAAGAGUAUUGGAAUUACAGGGAUAGCAGGGUAUAUUCUUCAGAGCAAAGGCAAGAUUUAAGGUCAUCUGAUUCCCAAAUAUACAAAAAGGCAUUAUACGUGGAAUACACUGAUGCCACUUUCAGAAAGAUCAAACCACAGCAAAACUGGACAGGUCUUUUAGGUCCAACAAUUCGUGUUGAAACACUGGAUUCUGUUGUUAUUCACUUUAAGAACUCUGCAAGUGUCCCUUACAGUCUCCAUGGCAUUGGGGUAUCAUAUGGGAAAAGGUCAGAAGGUGCGGGAUAUGAUGAUGAAACAAGCACAUUGGAGAAGGCAGAUGAUGCUAUUCCACCUGGAAAAGAAUACACAUAUGUUUGGCAAGUUCCAGAAAAUUAUGGACCUACCGAGUCUGACCCUGUCUGUAUAACCACUGCUUAUUACUCUCACAGUAAUUCUUCUUAUGAUAUAAAUUCUGGAUUGGUGGGUGCUAUUCUCAUCUGUAAGCCAGGCUCCCUUACAGAGGAAGGAUAUCAACGUGGUAUUCAGGAAAAAAUCAUUGUUCUGGCUAUAUUUGAUGAAGGUCACAGUCACUAUUCAAAUAAAUUAGAAGAUAAGCAGCUGCAUACAAUCAAUGGACAUAUAAAUGGUUCUAUUCCAGAGCAAACUGUGUGUUAUCAGAAGCCAGUUCAUUUGCAUGUCAUUGGAUUUGGGACACAUUUUGAGGUUCACAGCAUUUCUCUGGAGAGGCAUAACUUUGUAAUAAGAGACCAUCGUGUCCCCAUACUUUCUGUUACUGCAUUUAGUUUUCUCACAGCGAUCGUACAUCCAGGGGAAAAAGGAGAAUACACACUUUCCUGCCAGACUCGGACACACCCAGAAGGCACAAUGACAUCUUUGAUCAAAGUAGAAGAUUGCGCAUCUUUGCCUGUAAAGCAAAUGCGUGCAUCAGACUUAUAUGAUUAUGAAGAUGAAGAUUACUACGAUUCUACAAUAUGGGAUUUGGAAGAUAAUGAUAAUGACAUAUCAAAUAUUCAAGUACGAUCUGCUGGCAAACGUAAACCUGUAACAUGGACACACUAUGUUGGCGCCAUAGAGACAGAGUGGGACUAUCAACCAGAAAGUGAAAAAAACACCCGUUUCACUAAGGUUGUGUAUAGAGAAUUUACAGACUCCCAAUUCACCCACCUAAAGCCACCAGAAAUUCCUGGAACUGGGAUCCUUGGGCCUGUGCUUAGAGGAGAAGUUGGAGAUCAAAUUCAGAUUGUGUUCAAGAAUUUGGCUCGUCAUCCAUUUAACAUGUAUCCCCAAGGAUUGAGCAGUGUGAGCUCUAAUCGUCCGUCUUUGACAGGAGAGCAAUUAAUGGAUUAUCCUAUCUACCCAAAUGAUUCCAUAACAUAUAUAUGGCCUGUAACAAAGUAUGACAGCCCUGCUUCAUCUGAUCCCCGUUGCCUUACAAGAUACUAUGCAAGCUUUUACCAUCCACAGAAAGACUUAGCAUCAGGCCUCAUUGGACCACUUCUAAUCUGUUCAAAGCAGACUUUGGAUCAGAGAGGAAAUCAGAUAGUCACAGAUAAGGAACAUUUCCUUUUCUUCUCUGAAUUUGAUGAGACUCUCAGUUGGUACUACGAGCAAAACUUCCAGAGCGAUCAUAAAUCCUCAUCAGAAAACCGAAUCAUAAGUGUGAAGUCUGAAAGACAGAGUCUGAUGCACACUAUAAAUGGACUUGUAGAUUCUUUGCACCUCAGCUUUCAUCAGAAUGAAGUCAGUGUAUGGCAUGUUUUAAAUCUAGGGAUAAGCGCAGAGCUAUUAUCAAUUUACUUUGGAGGUAACACAUUUAUGGUGGAUUCAAGUUAUCAAGAAACUCUGACUCUUUUCCCAAUGAAUGGGAAGACCGUUGUCAUGAACAUGGAGAAACCAGGGCACUGGUACGUGGCGCCAAAAUCUCCUUUGGCAGAGUUAGGUAUGCGAGCAAAAUUAAAUGUAAUGCAAGAUGAUUACUACGACUAUGAUCAUGACGAUGCAGAGGAGUUUGCACAUGAUCCCUCAUUUUUUAAAAAUUCCUUGACCACGCCUCCAAAAAUCUUCCCUUUUGGACCACGCAGCAUCUUACAUAAAAAGAAGAUUCCAGAAAAUAGGGAAAAUACAAUUGUAAAUGAUGAUCCUCUGACAAACUGGUCCCAGUCAGUUGGAGCAAUAGACAAUACAACUGAAGCAAAACAUAUUACAGAAUAUGAAACAGAGGAACUACAUAAUGACAUACAUGCAGAGCACAGAGAUGAAAAUGUGCCUAUCAAUCUUUCAUACAAGCAGUUACAAAAUGAAUCGGCAAUUAAUAAAACUGCACAUAACCAUGUGGAUUAUUAUGAUGACUACAACAAUGUUGAUUUUGAGUAUAUUGACUUAUAUGAAGACCAAUCUGAUAAAGACCCUCGUAGCACUGAAAGGGAACUGCGCACUUAUUUCAUUGCAGCUGUGGAGGUGAGGUGGGAAUAUGGAGCUGGAAAUUCACCUUACCUUAAAAAACAAAAACAUUCUGUCUCACAUGGGUUCCAGUGGUAUAAGAAAGUGGUAUUUCGUGAGUAUUUGGACAGCAGUUUUACAGUACCAGCAAUUCGCGGGGAGAGAGAUGCUCACCUAGGACUUUUAGGUCCAUGUAUUCAUGCUGAAGUGAAUGACGAAAUCAUAAUACAAUUUAAGAAUAUGGCCUCUCGUCCAUACUCCUUUUAUUCCAAUGUUCUAACUGUACAGAAGAAAGAGGAGUAUGUACCCCCACAUCAGACUCGUACGUACACAGGAAGACUGAGUGCUCAGUUUGGGCCCACAGAAUCUGAAGAGGAGUGCAAAACCUGGUUCUAUACCUCUAAUGUCCACCUGAACAAAGACUUCCAUACUGGACUUAUUGGACCUCUGCUUGUCUGCCGACCUAAAGUAUUGAAACGGUCCAAUGUCCUUCAGUUCAAAAUGCAAGAUUUCUUUCUUGCAUUUAUGGAGAUUGAUGAGACAGAGAAUUGGCUCUUUAAAGAAAACUGGGAGCAGCAUUGCCCUUCUUACUGUCCUUUUCAACAGAAGUCAAAUGCUUCCUGCCCUGCUGCAUGCACUGUACAGUCGCCUUCAGAGGACUUACAGCAGAAUCACGUAUUUCAUGUAAUUAAUGGGAACAUUGGUGACACACUUCCUGGACUACUCCUGCCACUGAAGCAAAAAAUACGAUGGCAUCUACUAAGCAUUGGGAGAAGACACAUUCUUUCUGUCCAGUUUCAUGGAAAUAUUGUUACUCAGCGGAGCAACACAGAUCAACCUGUCAAUAUAGUAAACCUAUACCCUGGUGUUGGUGUAACCCUGGAUAUGGUCGCUCAUAUAACGGGUCUAUGGCAUAUAGAGGCCGAAGGAGGAUACUAUAACUAUGGGAUGAAAGCACUUUACCUUGUAUAUGAUCAAAAAUGCCACCAACCUCUUGGUUUAUCAUCUGGAAAAAUUAGUGACUCUCAGAUUUCAGCUUCAGGACAUUAUGGUUCCUGGUUACCAUCCCUUGCCAGGUUGAAAAACAGUGGAUCUGUAAAUGCUUGGAGUGUGGUGGAUAUUCAUUCCUGGAUUCAGGUGGAUCUUCUUACACCUAUGCUGAUUCAUGCUAUCCAAACCCAGGGUGCUCGGAGUCAUCUCCUUUCCCUAUACAUAUCUCAAUUUAUUGUGUUCUAUAGCUUGAAUGGAGAAAAAUGGAGCCAAUAUCAGGGGAAUGCUAGUAGCAAUCAGAUGGUAUUUUUUGGGAAUGUAGAUUCAUCUAGUGUUCGAGAGAACCAUUUUGAUCCUCCUAUAUGUGCUCGUUUCCUAAGGCUCCAACCAAUACAUACAGGAGUGAGAGCUGGACUCCGAAUGGAACUUUUUGGCUGUGACCUUACAAGUUGUUCAAUGUCUCUUGGUCUGCAAUCAGGUGCCAUCCAUCCUCAACAUCUCUCUGCUUCCUCAUCUCUUUAUUCUGUAUUUUCUUCAUGGGUUCCAAAUUUAGCAAGGUUGAAUCAGCAAGGUCGCAUUAAUGCAUGGAGACCACGGGUGGACAAUCCUGGUGAAUGGUUUGAAAUAGAUUUUGGGAACGAAAGGAAGGUGACCGGCUUAAUGAUACAGGGUGCACGUUCAUCAUUUACUUCCAUGUACAUUACUCACUUCUCUCUGAGUUUCAGCAAUGAUGGCUACAACUGGAAAUUUGUUCAGGGAACAAAUAGUCACCGACAGAUAUUUCAAGCGAACAAAGAUUCGGACACUCCUUUAUGGGUCACCAUAGAGACUCCAAUUAUAACACGUUUUUUAAAACUGCAUCCUGAGAAAUGGAAUGGGGGCAUUGCUCUGAGGAUGGAGGUUCUGGGGUGCAAUAUAUAACUUAUAUUAUUAAAGGGUGCGAUAAAUUACUGUUUAAUCCAUCCUUUACAUAAUUUCUAUUGAAUUUAAAUUAAAUUAUGCUUAUUGAAUAAAUAUAUACUUAUCAUGUCACUAUAUUAGCAUAAUACAUUUGUUGCAGCUAUCCACCUUCAAAUUAUGUAUUACAUAAAAUAGGAUUUUCAUUAUACUGUACUGCUAAAUUAAUGCAAUAAAAUGAGC
Molecule: messenger RNA, 4748 nt
Organism: Pseudophryne corroboree (corroboree frog)
Lineage: Eukaryota; Metazoa; Chordata; Amphibia; Anura; Myobatrachidae
Product: coagulation factor VIII-like
Exons: 26
Coding region: 93-4529 (1478 amino acids)
Cellular component (GO): plasma membrane
Molecular function (GO): copper ion binding; signaling receptor activity
Source: RefSeq, a predicted model, not a curated record